Aspergillus melleus is the source of this 435-nucleotide messenger RNA. RefSeq names its product YjbQ family protein. The record is from RefSeq and is a predicted model, not a curated record. The transcript has 2 exons. Lineage: Eukaryota; Fungi; Ascomycota; Eurotiomycetes; Eurotiales; Aspergillaceae. The coding region runs from base 1 to 435 and encodes 144 amino acids.
AUGUCCUGGUUUCAAAAAUCCUUCACCCUCCCCUCCCGCUCGCGCGGCAGCUACCUCAUCACCGACCAAGUAGUCUCCGAACUGCCCGAGCUGCGCGACUACAAGUGCGGCAUCCUGCACCUCUUCGUCCAACAUACUAGCUGCGGGCUCUCGCUGAACGAGAACUGGGAUGAUGAUGUGCGCGCGGAUAUGAGUGAUGCGUUGGAUCGCAUCGCGCCGUAUGAUAAAAAGGGGAACCUUUAUCGGCAUUCGGCCGAGGGGGAGGAUGAUAUGCCUGCCCAUAUCAAAUCCGCCCUCGUCGGCGCGUCAGUCACCAUCCCGAUUACGAACGGACGUCUGAACACCGGAACGUGGCAGGGUAUUUGGUACUUGGAGUUCCGGACGAGUCGGCACAGCAGAAAGGUGGUGGCUACCAUUCAGGGUGAGAAGGCUUGA